AUGGCACAACUCGUGAGCCAAUUAGUCAGACAUAGUUUGAGAUCAUUCUCGUGCACACAGACAGUGAAAAUUAUCAACUCUUGUGGUAAAUCCAGUGGGUUUGAGCACGUGAGGUCGAUCGUCACGACACCAGUCGUCAAGGCGGAGAGAUGGUUCACUGAGAAACAUGAGUGGGUGGAGGUAAACGGGAAAAUUGGCACUGUCGGCAUCUCCGAUUACGCUCAGGAUGCAUUGGGGGACGUUGUCUACGCACAAUUGCCCGACGUAGGGACGGAAAUCAAACAGGAUGAGGAAGUUGGUGCACUUGAAUCUGUAAAAGCAGCUUCCGAGGUGAUAAGCCCAGUGAGUGGAAAAGUUGUGGAGAAAAAUGAAGCUGUUGAAAAUAAACCAGGCCUCAUCAAUACCUCGUGCUACACCGAGGGCUGGCUCUUCAAAGUCGAGCUCUCCAGGCUCGAUGAAAUAGCGAAAUUAAUGAAUGAAAAGUCGUACGAGGAAUUUUUGAAAUCUGAUCCACACUAACUGUCAUGAAUGUAAAAUUACUUGCAAUUGCCCGCAGGCCAUCGACUUUUUCUCAAAGAAAUUUACCGUAAAAACUAAAUGAGAAAUGAAAAACUUUGACCAACAGCAAAAACAUUUGCAGUUUUUCGAAAUCUAAAAUCGUUAAUGAUUAGCCGACUCUUCGUUAUUCAAUGAUCUUAAAAAUUCUAUAGCAAACUCGCAUUCUGCCUCACUUGUUAACGAGAAUGUAUUCCACCUCUCGAUAAUUAAUGUCGCCUCGUAACGCUGGUAAAUGACUUGCGGCUCCCCACAGACCUCGAGAAAAAUAAUGAUUUGAAUUUUUUUUUUCACCAUGUCACCCUCUCCGGUGACAGUACCACUAAAUAGUCAGUCGACGUUCAAUGAAAAAUAAACUAAAGUAAUGAAUUUCAGUGUAAAUGGCAUUUUGCAAAGAUGAACAUCACCUUGUUUUCAUGUUAAUAAUAAAGAUAUAUAUUUACAGUCAAUGAAUCUUCACCUUUUUCAUUUUUUUUUCUGCAUCAUGUUUUUUUCUACAUAAUUUACAAUUUGCCAGCGCUCAACGGCAGUGUUAACAACGCACAAAGUAUUUUAUAUUUAUAUCAUUAUGAUUUGUGUUCUCCACUUGCUGUUUUUUGUAUUUUUAUCCCCCUCUUGAUUCUCUGUAAAUUUUAAAUUCCACCAAGUAAGCAAUUUUCAGAAAUUUUCACUAUAUUUUUGGAUUUUAGUCACAUCAAAUAUUUAAAUUAGAGUAAUCAAUUGAUUUUAGAUAUCGACUUUCUCCGCCAAUUAAUAAUAAAACUGUACACCGAUUAUUUCACACAAUGUACAAUAAAACACUCUCAUGAAGUA
Diachasmimorpha longicaudata is the source of this 1368-nucleotide messenger RNA. It is a transcript of the gene ppl, whose product is annotated as glycine cleavage system H protein. Gene Ontology annotation, biological process: protein lipoylation; glycine decarboxylation via glycine cleavage system. Gene Ontology annotation, cellular component: cytoplasm; glycine cleavage complex; mitochondrion. Bases 1 to 519 code for a protein of 172 amino acids. The record is from RefSeq and is a predicted model, not a curated record. Lineage: Eukaryota; Metazoa; Arthropoda; Insecta; Hymenoptera; Braconidae. The transcript has 3 exons.